GCGAUGCACGCACGAGGUAAAAUAGACGAAUUGAUAGCUUUAGGGGCUGCUGCGAAGUCGGAAUGUCGAAAGAGUCAUUGUUUGGGAAACGCCCUUGGGUUUGAUGUCAACCCGUGGGUCAAGGGUGAUGCUCGGAUAAUAUUUCCGAAGGUGUGUACGAUGAAAAAUGAACUCACGUCCAUCAGGAAUAUCAAACACCGUGUGGCACGCGCAAUCGUUCACAUGGAUUACAGUGCACGGGAUCUGCCCACGCAGGACAGCCCGGAAUUCUUACGUAGCAAGCGCGAUACUUGCGAGUUGAUGGUAAAGGAAGGAACGUCUAGGCGCAGCUUAUCUGCCGCUGGCCUAACGCCACCAUGUCCAAUGUACCAGAUUUGGUGGAGAGAAUCAGUGCCGUGCGUUCUUCCAGGAGAGGGAUCUGCGCGCCAUGAUAGUGCCGGGAAGUCGCUUUGA
This is a messenger RNA of Sphaeroforma arctica JP610, 453 nucleotides long. RefSeq lists its product as hypothetical. The transcript has a single exon. The record is from RefSeq and is a predicted model, not a curated record. The annotation marks the transcript as partial. Lineage: Eukaryota; Ichthyosporea; Ichthyophonida.